AUGAAGUCCACCGACCCCGUCCGUCCAAGCAGCCGCCGUGCUGCAUCCGGCGCAUGGAACCGCCUCAAGCCCGUCCGAGAAGACCUUCUCGAAAGCUACGGGCUACCCAGCAAAGGCGAGACGCGACUCAACGACUUCAAGACGCAAGAAACCUACCUCAACCGCAUCAUUGAGCGCUACAUGAAACUCUGCGCCCUCAACCGCGAAGAACUCGACCACCUCUUCGCCUCCGCAACCGACACAAAAAACAGCGAAGCAAGCUCCAAACUCACAAGUUCCUUCUCCUCCUUAUCUCUCUCCAAACACGCACCCCCAGAAUACCAGAACACUAAACCACCUACUACAACUACUACCCCUUCCGCCCAGUCCAUUCCACAAAAAGCGUUUGCACCCUCGAUCCAAGAACUAGAAACCGUCCUCUCCUCCCUGCGUAAACUCCGCGAAGCAAUCACAGCAUCGAGCCGCUCCGACGCCUUUGCCCUGCGCGCCUACACCUUCGCCAUCCAUGUCAGCAUCCUGUGCCACGACUGGGCCUCGUAUCUCCCCUCGCUGCUCUCUCUGCUCAACAUAAUCCACCCGCGGAACCCUCUUCCACCAUCUACCCUCCACGAAUUCGUCGGACUCCUGAUCCUCGAUCAAGCGUGUCGCCAGUCGGAUUUCUCGGGCGCCCGCCAGACGAAGCUGCAGUAUGGGUACAAGGACUGGCGGGUUGAAGCCGUGCUGAGAGCCUUGGUUGCGGAUGAUUAUGUGGGGUUUUGGCGUGUGCGCAGGGCGGUGGAUGGAUAUCAGCGGAGCGUUAUGGAGUGGGCGGAUGGCAAUAUGAGGGUGCAUGCGCUCAAGUGUCUAGGAAAGGCGUAUUUGAGUGCGGAUCGACCGUUUGUGGAGAGGGCGACAGAGAGGCGGUGGGAGGAGCUUGUGCAGGAGGGGGUAGGGUGGGAGUUGAGUGCGGAUGGGGAGAAGGUGAUUAUUAAGAAGCCAAAGGGAGCGUGA
Bipolaris maydis ATCC 48331 is the source of this 990-nucleotide messenger RNA. RefSeq lists its product as uncharacterized. Lineage: Eukaryota; Fungi; Ascomycota; Dothideomycetes; Pleosporales; Pleosporaceae. The record is from RefSeq and is a predicted model, not a curated record.